AUGCUAACAAGUGGAUACCAUACAGCUAAUGGAUCGGGCAAGACCACGCUCCUCCGUCUGCUGUCGGGCAAACACAUGGCACCGAAUUCUACCGUAUCCGUCGCGGGCCUUGAUCCAUUUAAAGAAGGUCUAGAAGGCGUAUGCUACCUCGGCACCGAAUUUGUAAAUAAUCCAAUAGUUCGUACCGAUAUGGACGUACCAACUCUCUUGGCCUCAAUUGGCGGCGACUUUUAUAAAGAUCGACGGGACGAGCUCAUCGAAAUCUUGGACAUUGAUGUUGGAUGGCGAAUGCAUGCAGUCAGCGAUGGUGAAAGACGCCGGGUGCAACUUGCAAUGGGGUUAAUCCGACCAUGGACCGUGUUGCUCUUGGAUGAAGUAACCGUAGAUCUCGACCUACUCAGUCGAAGUGACUUCUUGUCGUUCUUGAAACGAGAAACGGAACUGAGGCCGUGCACAAUAGUGUAUGCGACUCAUAUAUUUGAUCACCUGGCGGAUUGGCCGACGCACUUAGUGCAUUUACAUUUAGGGAAAAUCAAGGAUUGGGGCGAGACGGAGAUGUUCGAUAUCGGCGGCAUGCGGAAAAGCGAAAACAGCCAGCUGGGAGAGCUCAUCUUGAGCUGGCUAAGAGAAGAUCAGCGGGAAAGAGGACCAAGGAAUGCUUAG
Bacidia gigantensis is the source of this 663-nucleotide messenger RNA. RefSeq lists its product as uncharacterized. NCBI's taxonomy places the organism in Eukaryota, Fungi, Ascomycota, Lecanoromycetes, Lecanorales, Ramalinaceae. The transcript has 2 exons. The record is from RefSeq and is a predicted model, not a curated record. Gene Ontology annotation, molecular function: ATP binding; ATP hydrolysis activity. Bases 1 to 663 code for a protein of 220 amino acids.